UCGCCACUUUCUCCAGCCAAGAAGCUAUCUUUGCCUCCCCAGCUUUACUCCACAAGCAUGUCCUCAGACUUGCAGCCGUGUGAUGAAGCGAACCAACUGACUUCCAGAGAGCAUCGGAUGAAGGAAACCCGCUGCACGAGUAGCAGAAAAGCCUGAGAGCAGGGGCACCCCAAGUUGACCCCAUCCGGAGACUUCUUCCUGGGCUGAACACAAUGGAGAUUGUUUGACAGUGGAAGUGGAGGUUUACUGUACAGUAGCUUAGCUGGAGUUCCUCGCCCCUUCAUGACAUGCAGUGAGCCGAUGCCACCAGCAGGUGCAAAGGCGAUUCAACGCCUGAACUCCAACUGAAUAGAAGAACAUCCCCAAGACCAGAUGCAAUGGAGAUGUUCAAUUUCACCAACUUCACCUACUGGAAUGCCUCAGAAGGCACUGACGCAGGGCCUGUCACUGAACCCGAAAGCCCAUACAAGACUGUGGAGGUGGUGUUCAUCGUAUUGGUGGCUGGGUCCCUCAGCCUGGUCACCGUUAUUGGAAAUAUCCUGGUCAUGCUUUCCAUUAAGGUCAAUAGGAACCUACAGACUGUCAACAACUACUUUUUAUUCAGCCUUGCAUGUGCUGACCUAAUCAUCGGGCUGUGUUCCAUGAACUUAUAUACAGUAUACAUAGUGAUUGGCUACUGGCCCUUAGGGCCUGUGGUGUGUGAUCUGUGGCUAGCCUUGGACUAUGUAGUGAGUAACGCAUCUGUCAUGAACCUACUCAUUAUCAGUUUUGACAGAUACUUCUGUGUCACAAAGCCCCUCAGCUACCCUGUCAAAAGGACCACCAAGAUGGCAGGGAUGAUGAUUGCUGCUGCCUGGGUCCUGUCCUUCAUUCUGUGGGCCCCGGCCAUCCUUUUCUGGCAGUUCAUCGUGGGCGGGCGGACAGUGCCUGAGAGGGAGUGUUACUUCAUUCAGUUCUUCUCUAAUGCAGCAGUCACCUUUGGCACGGCCAUCGCAGCCUUCUACCUGCCCGUUAUCAUCAUGGUCAUUCUCUACAUACAGAUCUCUAUAGCCAGUAAAAGCCGGGUAAAGAAGGAGACCAGGAAGCCGUCAGGGCCCAACCCAGAGGCCCUGUCCCACGAGCAGGCAAGGGCCAGUAAUACUGCCAAGCCCAUCAACAACAACCUGACAGCAGAGGACACAGAGCAGGGCACGACCCAAGCCACAGAUGACGUGGCGAACCAGCACGAAGGUAAACUGCAGAACGGCAAGGGCCCGUCCACCACGGGUGGAGAGGGGGAGAUGGAGGGUGAAGACGGGGGAAGGGAGAACUGUGCCCACGGAGAGGAGAAAGAGAGCUCCAACGACUCGACAUCUGGCAGUGCAGCGGCGUCCAACCACAAAGAAGAAGAAGCGGUGCCAUCCAGAGCAAACUGCAACACCGAGCUCGUUCAGCAGCCAACCCGCCACCGGGCCAAGGCAGGCGGCUCCAAACUCACCUGCAUCAAGAUUAAGACCAGUUCUCUCAAGGGGGACUGCUACACGCCCUCCAACGCCACGGUGGAGAUCGUCUCUGCCACGGAGAAGCAGAACCAUGUGGCACGGAAAAUCGUGAAGAUGACCAAGCAGCCGCCCAAGAAGAAGAAAGCACCACCGUCUCGGGAGAAGAAGGUGACCCGUACCAUCAUGGCCAUCCUGGUGGCCUUUGUGGCCACCUGGACACCUUACAAUGUCAUGGUGCUCAUCAACACCUUCUGCUCCAGCUGCAUCCCCAGCACAGUCUGGACUAUCGGCUACUGGCUGUGCUACAUCAACAGCACCAUCAACCCCGCCUGCUAUGCCCUCUGCAAUGUCACUUUCAAAAAGACAUUCAAACAUCUCCUCCUCUGCCAAUACAAAAACAUUAGGUCAGCUAGAUGAAUAUAGAUGCGAGUGUGCGAGUGUGCGUGUGUGUGCGUGUGUGUGCGUGUGUGUGCGUGCGUGAGUGUGUGUGAGAGAGA
Messenger RNA from Oncorhynchus tshawytscha (Chinook salmon), 1978 nucleotides. It is a transcript of the gene chrm2a, whose product is annotated as cholinergic receptor, muscarinic 2a. Gene Ontology annotation, biological process: adenylate cyclase-activating adrenergic receptor signaling pathway; regulation of heart contraction. NCBI's taxonomy places the organism in Eukaryota, Metazoa, Chordata, Actinopteri, Salmoniformes, Salmonidae. The record is from RefSeq and is a predicted model, not a curated record. Gene Ontology annotation, molecular function: G protein-coupled acetylcholine receptor activity. Gene Ontology annotation, cellular component: plasma membrane.